Messenger RNA from Effrenium voratum, 1167 nucleotides. NCBI's taxonomy places the organism in Eukaryota, Dinophyceae, Suessiales, Symbiodiniaceae. The record is from the annotation of a GenBank genome assembly.
GGGAGCCCUGUUAGAAAAAUCCGCGCGUGCCUUGCCAAAUCCGCCGAAAGUUGGCGGCGGUGGAUGGCCUCGAAUCGGUGGAAAGCGCCAUGAAGUUGGGUAAAGCCACUGAGCUCGAGCUAGGGGAAGAAGAGGAGGGCCGCCAGGAGGAGACGCAGCCGGAUCAGAAGCUCGAGCAGGCCGACCUCCCGAUGCAGAAGGUGGCCGUGUCCGUUCUCUUCUACGCUGCCUGCUCCUCCACCUUGCUGCUGAUCAACAAGGUGGCGAUGCACUUUGUGCCGGAUGCGUCCUUCAUCCUCUUCUGCCAGUUCCUUGUGUCAUCCCUGACGGUGCGCUCCAUCAAGUGUGCCGCGCCGGACGCUGACAUCGAGCUGAUCCGUUGGGAGAAGGCCCGGCCCUUCUUUCUGGCCUGCCUGAUCUUCUUCCUUUGCCUGCUCGCGAAUACCGCGGCGCUGAAGUCGGUGAACGUGGAGACAGUGAUCGUCGCCCGCUCCUGCGCUCCCAUUGCGGUCUCAGUGCUGGAGCACUACACGCUGGGCAGAGCCCUGCCCAGUGCGAAGGGCACGUGUGCGCUCAUGGGCAUCGCCGGGGGCGCGGUGGUCUACGUGGUGUCGGACGAGGGCUUUCGGAUCGAGGGCUACACCUGGCUGUUGCUCUACUUCGUCUUCAUCGUCACGGAGAUGGUCUUCGUGAAGUUCGUGGUGGAGACUGUGCCCAUGUCCACCUGGACGCGUGUCUACUACAACAACACCAUGUCCCUGCCCCUGGUGGUCCUCUCCUCCAGCUUCAUGGGCUUCGGCGCCUUUCUGGAGGUGAGCUGGGACUUCCAGCACGUCGGGGUGGUGGCUCUCUCCUGCAUCGUGGGGGUGGCCAUCUCCUACUCGGGGUUCAACCUUCGGAAGCUGGUCUCUGCCACCUCCUUCACCGUCAUAGGUGUGCUUUGCAAGCUUCUGACGGUCCUGCUCAACGACAUGGUCUGGAGCAAGCACUCCAACUUCAUGGGCCACCUGGGGCUGUUGCUCUGCAUCGCCGCCGGCUUCGCUUAUGAGCAAACCAAGGCCAAGUAGUGGAUUGAUCGAUCCAAGAGCUUGGAUCGGGCACACACGUUCUGCAUGGCUUGAAGUAAUUCAGCGCCGCUCGGUAGGGGGCAUCCUCAGCCGGCGGAGG